AUGGCGAUCUGGGAUGGUUUCCACGAUGACGGGUUGAUGCGCCGAUCCGCGAUGAAUACAAGCAAAACUAGCCCAGAUCAAACUCUGCAAAAUGAAUAUCGAUAG
Phytophthora nicotianae INRA-310 is the source of this 105-nucleotide messenger RNA. RefSeq lists its product as hypothetical. Lineage: Eukaryota; Oomycota; Peronosporomycetes; Peronosporales; Peronosporaceae. The transcript has 2 exons. The record is from RefSeq and is a predicted model, not a curated record. The coding region runs from base 1 to 105 and encodes 34 amino acids.